This is a messenger RNA of Medicago truncatula (barrel medic), 1371 nucleotides long. RefSeq lists its product as uncharacterized. The coding region runs from base 657 to 1205 and encodes 182 amino acids. The transcript is spliced from 7 exons. Lineage: Eukaryota; Viridiplantae; Streptophyta; Magnoliopsida; Fabales; Fabaceae. The record is from RefSeq and is a predicted model, not a curated record.
UUUUCUUUUAAGAGUUUCACCUCACAGGUUUAUAAAUAGUGGAUCUGAAUUUUGUUUCCAAGUCCAAUCCCUCUUCACCUUCUUGAAUGACACAUCCACACAACACUUACCGUCAUUCAACUGGUACCGACGACGUUGCCGCACCCACGAUCUUUGAUCAAAUUCAACCUUAAUUGAAAUGGAAAACAACCUAAAGGAACAAAACCUUCGGUGUCAAACCCAGAAAAGACCGUUACCGUUUCGCCGGUGGAUUGUCCGGCGGAGGGAAAAAUUAAAUUAAAGUGGAAGGAAUGAAUAAUCAUGUUCUGACACAGAAAUCAGCUUGAGAAAUAACGAUUACAACAUGGACGGAAGAACGGCCCCAUGGAUUCGAUUUUGCGACGAGCGCUGAUGAUGAGAUGCGGUGGUAGGUGAAUUGAGAAGGGCCGGGUGCUUUGAUAUACAGAUUGAAAGAUAGAGGGUGAAUGAGUGGUGCCCAGGAAGACGGUCAGAAUUAGAGGUGAGUGGGCGGUGAGACACGGUGGAGAGUGGCGGUCGGAAAAGAAGUUGUGAUGGAAAAGAGAUGAAGUAGAUUUGGUACAAGCAGAUGUAUGCGAGCUUGACAAAAACAUCACAAGUCGCCAAUCAGUUGGCUUAAGAGUCUAGUGCAAUCCAUCAUGACCAUGUUGAAGAAUUUUCUUUUGACAUUAUUCUAUAUGAUUCUAGUAAUGUCUGCAGCAUUUGCUGGGCUGGUGUGGGGUGGCUAUAUCUCUGCCACAAUUAGACCAUACUUUUUAUGGGCUGAUCUCCUAUUUUUCGAACAAGCUGCUCUUGGUUUAUUAAGAGUCGAAGUCCAUGUUUUAUCUUAUUGUGGAAUCCUUCAUUUCUUAAGGGGAACUAUUGGUCAAGAAGAGAUGGAUAUUGUUGUUGGUGCAAUUGCAGUUGUUAUAUCUGUGGUUUUUGCUCCAACGUUAAUUUUCCCCAUAGAAUAUGUGAGGAUUCAGAUACGGUGGAUGCCCUAUCAUGGUAUUUUUCAUUGUAUUACUCAAACCUUCCAAGAAGGAGGAGUAUUGAGAUUUUACACUGGAUUUGCGGACCAUUACUCUAGGAUUGCUCCUUACCUUGCGAUGGUUGCUAUUUUGACAUUCUUUCUCGAGGAUGAUUGUUGUUCAUGGUCUCCAAGCAGAGUAAUCAAGAGUAUUGUGAAAUACAUUCCCUUUGUGUAGAAAAUUGUGUUUUUGAUUGAAACUUGUAAAUAUCUAAUCUGUAUAGAAAUUUGUGGUUGUGGUUGGAAACAUGUAAAUGCUUAAUCCGUUCAGAAUAAUCUGAAUUUCCAGCUUAACUUCAUUCACUACACGUUUGCUAAUUUGAAGAUGCUUUAUUUUCUUAUUA